This is a messenger RNA of Catharus ustulatus (Swainson's thrush), 3624 nucleotides long. RefSeq names its product mucin-2-like. The transcript is spliced from 7 exons. The coding region runs from base 1 to 3624 and encodes 1207 amino acids. The record is from RefSeq and is a predicted model, not a curated record. Lineage: Eukaryota; Metazoa; Chordata; Aves; Passeriformes; Turdidae.
AUGACCACCUCCCCCACGACCCCUACGACCACCUCCCCCACAACCCCUACGACCACAAUGAUCACCUCCCCCACGACCCCUACGACCACCUCCCCCACGACCCCUAUGACCACCUCCCCCACGACCCCUACGACCACAAUGACCACCUCCCCCACGACCCCUACGACCACAACAACCACCUCCUCCACGACCCCUACGACCACCUCCCCCACGACCCCUACGACCACAAUGACCACCUCCCCUACGACCCCUACGACCACCUCCCCCAUGACCCCUACAACCACAAUGACCACCUCCCCCACGACCCCUACGACCACAAUGACCACCUCCUCCACGACCCCUACGACCACCUCCCCCACGACCCCUACGACCACAGUGACCACCUCCCCCACGACCCCUACGACCACAAUGACCACCUCCCCUACGACCCCUACGACCACCUCCCCCACGACCCCUACGACCACAAUGACCACCUCCCCCACGACCCCUACGACCACAAUGACCACCUCCCCCACGACCCCUACGACAACCAUGACCACCUCCCCCACGACCCCUACAACCACAAUGACCACCUCCCCCACGACCCCUACGACCACCUCCCCCACAACCCCUACGACCACAAUGACCACCUCCCCCACGACCCCUACGACCACAAUGACCACCUCCCCCACGACCCCUACAACCACAGUGACCACCUCCCCCACGACCCCUACGACCACAAUGACCACCUCCCCCACGACCCCUACGACCACAAUGACCACCUCCCCCACGACCCCUACGACCACCAUGACCACCUCCCCCACGACCCCUACGACCACCAUGACCACCUCCCCCACGACCCCUACGACCACAAUGACCACCUCCCCCACGACCCCUACGACCCCUACGACCACCUCCCCCACGACCCCUACGACCACAAUGACCACCUCCCCCACGACCCCUACGACCACAAUGACCACCUCCCCCACGACCCCUACGACCACCUCCCCCACGACCCCUACGACCACAAUGACCACCUCCCCCACGACCCCUACGACCACCUCCCCCACGACCCCUACGACCACAAUGACCACCUCCCCCACGACCCCUACGACCACAAUGACCACCUCCCCCACGACCCCUACGACCCCUACGACCACCUCCCCCACGACCCCUACGACCACAAUGACCACCUCCCCCACGACCCCUACGACCACCUCCCCCACGACCCCUACGACCACAAUGACCACCUCCCCCACGACCCCUACGACCACAAUGACCACCUCCCCCACGACCCCUACGACCACCUCCCCCACGACCGCUACGACCACAAUGACCACCUCCCCCACGACCCCUACGACCACAAUGACCACCUCCCCCACGACCCCUACGACCACAAUGACCACCUCCCCCACGACCCCUACGACCACAAUGACCACCUCCCCCACGACCCCUACGACCACAAUGACCACCUCCCCCACGACCCCUACGACCACCUCCCCCACGACUCCUACGACCACAAUGACCACCUCCCCCACGACCCCUACGACCACAAUGACCACCUCCCCCACGACCCCUACGACCACAAUGACCACCUCCCCCACGACCCCUACGACCACCUCCCCCACGACCCCUACGACCACCAUGACCACCUCCCCCACGACCCCUACGACCACCAUGACCACCUCCCCCACGACCCCUACGACCACAAUGACCACCUCCCCCACGACCCCUACGACCACAAUGACCACCUCCCCUACGACCCCUACGACCACCUCCCCCACGACCCCUACGACCACAAUGACCACCUCCCCCACGACCCCUACGACCACAAUGACCACCUCCCCCACGACCCCUACGACCACCUCCCCCACGACCCCUACGACCACAAUGACCACCUCCCCCACGACCCCUACGACCACCUCCCCCACGACCCCUACGACCACAAUGACCACCUCCCCCACGACCCCUACGACCACCUCCCCCACGACCCCUACGACCACAAUGACCACCUCCCCCACGACCCCUACGACCACAAUGACCACCUCCCCCACGACCCCUACGACCACAAUGACCACCUCCCCCACGACCCCUACGACCCCUACGACCACCUCCCCCACGACCCCUACGACCACAAUGACCACCUCCCCCACGACCCCUACGACCACCUCCCCCACGACCCCUACGACCACAAUGACCACCUCCCCCACGACCCCUACGACCACAAUGACCACCUCCCCCACGACCCCUACGACCACCUCCCCCACGACCGCUACGACCACAAUGACCACCUCCCCCACGACCCCUACGACCACAAUGACCACCUCCCCCACGACCCCUACGACCACAAUGACCACCUCCCCCACGACCCCUACGACCACAAUGACCACCUCCCCCACGACCCCUACGACCACAAUGACCACCUCCCCCACGACCCCUACGACCACCUCCCCCACGACUCCUACGACCACAAUGACCACCUCCCCCACGACCCCUACGACCACAAUGACCACCUCCCCCACGACCCCUACGACCACAAUGACCACCUCCCCCACGACCCCUACGACCACAAUGACCACCUCCCCCACGACCCCUACGACCACCUCCCCCACGACCCCUACGACCACAAUGACCACCUCCCCCACGACCCCUACGACCACCUCCCCCACGACCCCUACGACCACAAUGACCACCUCCCCCACAACCCCUACGACCACCUCCCCCACGACCCCUACGACCACCAUGACCCCCCCGACCACCACGACCCCCACAAGCCCCACGACUACCACGACCACCAUGACCACCACGACCAUUGACCCUGUGACCACCUCGACCCCCAUCGCCACAACCACCUCAACUGUCCCCACUACCACCGUGGCCAUCACCACCAGCACAGACCCAACAAAUCCAUGCUUGAACGGUGGCACGUGGGAGAAUGGCAAGUGCUCGUGUGUCGGGGGCUUCCAAGGUGACCGCUGCCAAGACCUCGUCUGCAAAAAUAAUGGCACCUGGGACAAUGGCGUCUGCCAGUGCACCCCAGAUUUCGAAGGGCCCACGUGUGAGGCCCCCAAGAACAGCGUGGAGAUCAAAAACGUGACGGUGAACACGACGGUGGAGAUGGAGGCCAAAAUCGACGAGAAAUUUGAUGACAAUCUCAAAGAUCCAUCCUCAGAAUAUUACAAGAACUUUGUGGAAAGGUUCCAGAACCAGAUGAAGAAGAUUUAUGGGAAUAUCACGGGCUACCAAGGUGUGGAGAUCAGAAGCCUGAGCAAGGGCAGCAUCGUGGUGAACUACACGGUCAUCGUGACUGUCCCUGUCACCACCAAGGUCAACGAGACGAUGAAGAACAUCUCAGACAACCUCGUCACUGCUUUGAAAAGCCAAAGGGAAUGUGACGAGAACUGCACAGGGAGCAACUGUUCUUUCUGCUUCAACCCCGACGCCACCAAAAUCAAUGUGCCACAGGUGGUAGUAAAUGUGUGCCAGUCCUACAUCCAGAAUGACUUCCGAGAGUUCUACAUGGAUCUACCGACCGAGGACGGCGUCCUCUGCAUCACGCGCUGCGACACUCGCCACUCCGACUGCCUGAAGUGUAGCUCCUACGGCAGCUGCUCCUUGAGCAGGGCGGGGCCCUACUGCGAGUAA